AAAACAUUUUAAGAGAUUCCAUUUUGGUUCAAAAUAAGCGUGUGAAACUGAUUUCUGCUUGCUAAUUUUAGUUCGGAAUGCAGGGUGCCUCUCCUCCCUUCCAUUCGUUGUCAACUGUUAGAUCCCCAGCUUCUCAGCCAUAGAAACUAGUCAAAUUGAUAAAACAAAAAUGUGCCCAAAUAUAUCCUAAAAAUUGCGUUGUUUUUGGAACAUUUGUUUCCUGUAUAUGAGUGGGAAGCCAUAAAACACCAUACUUUUGGGCGCUUGGCAUGAGUUUGGGAAGAGAAAUCAUAGAAUAGUAGAAAGCAGUGUUUUAAUUUUGAUCAAAAGAUCAGAGAAAAAACGGGUAAUGGAAGGAUUGGAUGGUUUGAUAGAGAGGCUUCUGGAAGCGAGAAAGACGAGAGGCAAACGAAUUCAACUGGUAGAGUCCGAAAUUCGCAGCCUCUGCACCAUGGCUAAAGAAAUCUUCCUCGGCCAGCCAAACCUACUGGAAUUGGAGGCUCCAAUCAAUGUUUGCGGAGACAUACACGGUCAAUACCCGGACCUGCUGCGAGUGUUUGAGUACGGAGGGUUUCCGCCGGAUUCGAAUUACCUAUUCCUAGGGGACUACGUGGACAGAGGAAAACAGAGCGUGGAAACAAUAAGCCUGCUGCUUGCUUACAAGAUAAAGUUCCCAGAAAACUUUUUCCUACUCCGAGGAAACCACGAGUGCGCCUCCAUCAACAGAAUCUACGGUUUCUACGACGAGUGCAAGCGCAGAUACAGCGUUCGUCUCUGGAAGAUAUUCACGGACUGCUUCAACUGCUUGCCCGUGUCAGCGGUCAUCGAUGACAAAAUCCUCUGCAUGCACGGUGGGCUUUCCCCUGACAUGGAGAGCCUGAAUCAGAUCAAGGCCAUAGAGAGGCCCAUCGACGUGCCGGACCAGGGCCUCUUGUGCGACCUCCUUUGGGCCGAUCCGGACGCCGAGAUCAGAGGCUGGGGCGAGAACGACAGGGGUGUCUCCUACACUUUUGGGGCCGACAAGGUGGCCGAGUUCUUGAAGAAACACGAUCUCGACCUCAUUUGCAGGGCCCACCAGGUCGUCGAAGAUGGCUACCAAUUCUUCGCCGACCGCCAGCUAGUUACGAUCUUCUCAGCGCCCAACUAUUGCGGAGAGUUCAACAACGCCGGUGCCCUCAUGUGCGUCGACGAAACUUUGCUCUGUUCCUUUCAGAUUAUCAAACCCUUGAGAGCCAAACCCACAUAAAUAAAUAUAAUAUCUUCAUUUCUUCCAACCUUGUAAAUUUUCCCCAUUACCUCCAAAUCUGUAUAUAUAUCCCUACUCCUAUCCCUAUCUGCGCACAACACAACUAAUCUUCCUUAUAUAUACAUUUCAUUUGUGGAGGACGACGUCGUUAUUGUUCUUUUGUAUAGAGAAUUUUCAUAUACUUAUGAUUAUGAAACAUUUAACUAUUUGUUUGCCUAAUACUAGUUAACUAUAGUGGGCUACUAUCAACCUAUGGAUUAAAAAUAUCGCUUAUUUUGCUAAUGGGGAACCACUUCAACCUAUAAACAGCCACCAGCUUGUUCUGCUAUAUUACCACCAUAUCAUUAUAUAAU
Molecule: messenger RNA, 1599 nt
Organism: Cajanus cajan (pigeon pea)
Lineage: Eukaryota; Viridiplantae; Streptophyta; Magnoliopsida; Fabales; Fabaceae
Product: serine/threonine-protein phosphatase PP1
Cellular component (GO): nucleus; cytoplasm
Molecular function (GO): protein serine/threonine phosphatase activity
Source: RefSeq, a predicted model, not a curated record